UAUCUAAUAGUUGUCACUGUCAAGUAAAAAGCAAAAACAACGACGACCAAAAAACAUUAAUUUUUACAAUGAUAAAAUGGAGAUAUUACGAAGAUUUGUGCCAGCAAAUUCGUUAAGGUUGACAGCAACGAGAAUUAUACUAACCCAUGUAGCUAAUUAUACUAGACUAGCUGAAGUAGGUAAAUUAGAAGCUCCCAAAACUACUGGUAAAUAUGAAACGGGUCAACUCAUUUUACACAAAGUAUUCGGUUAUCGAGGAGUUAUAUUAUUUCCAUGGCUAGCAAGAGUAUACGAUAGAGACGCAAUAAAUAAAAAGGAAAACUCAGAUCCUACAGCUGCAGGCGAUGCGUCUGGAGAUACUUUAUCUAAUGUUGGCAAGGAAGUAAAGGGCAGAACUCAUACUUUUUACCAAGUCUUAAUAGAUACAAGAGAUGCACCAUACAUAACUGUGCAAACCACAAUCGACAUGAGACCAGAAUGGAAGAAGAAGCGUGCUCAAACCGAAGCGGUGACAUUCCUCGGCAAUCAGGAGUCGAGCCGUAGCUUGUACGCGAUACCAGGCUUGGAUUACGUAGCUCACGAUGAUAUUAUACCUUACGCUUCCGUGGAGCGGGUGCCACUACAACAUGAGCUGUUUGACAAGUUUUUAAUGCACAACCCUGAUAAAGACCCUCCCUUCAUCGCGCAAGAGACACUUCGCGCGUGGCAGAAGAAGAACCACCCGUGGCUCGAGCUGAGCGACGUGCACCGCGAGACCACCGAAGGUGUGAGAGUCACCGUCAUACCAUUCUACAUGGGCAGCCGGGAGUCGCAGAACUCGGCGGUUUAUUGGUGGCGGUACUGCAUCCGCCUCGAGAACCUGGGGCCGCAAGCGGUGCAGCUGCGCGAGCGGCACUGGCGCAUCUUCUCGCUGAGCGGCACGCUGGAGACGGUGCGCGGCCGCGGCGUGGUCGGCCAGGAGCCGCUGCUCGCGCGCCACGCGCCCGCCUUCCAGUACAGCAGCCACGUCAGCCUGCAGGCGCCCAGCGGCCACAUGUGGGGAACAUUCAGAAUGGAACGCGAAGAUGGAUAUACAUUCGAUUGUCGAAUACCGCCUUUUUCGUUGGAGAGCAAACCGGAUGAAGGUGCGCCAGUGGCGCCAUCUUCUGCCGCCUAAACGAUAAAACUUAGCUGCAAUUUACCAAUGACCGUUGACCGUUCCACACAUAGAUAACCUAAAGAUGAUUUAUAUGUGAAAUAUCAAAACAUUAAAGUCACAUAAUGGCGGUUAUUUUCUUCUGUUUUAUGAAAAUUAUUUGAAAAUGUAAGGUAUCAUAUAGUUUUAUGUGUGGACAGUCAAUUUAAAUAAAUAAAAAAACGGCUCGAAAAACAUGACACUUAGAUAGUGCUUACUAUUUUGUGCUGAAUAAAAAGAAAAAAAA
Molecule: messenger RNA, 1421 nt
Organism: Zerene cesonia (dogface butterfly)
Lineage: Eukaryota; Metazoa; Arthropoda; Insecta; Lepidoptera; Pieridae
Gene: POLDIP2
Product: polymerase delta-interacting protein 2
Exons: 7
Coding region: 77-1156 (359 amino acids)
Biological process (GO): error-free translesion synthesis
Cellular component (GO): nucleus; mitochondrial nucleoid
Molecular function (GO): DNA binding
Source: RefSeq, a predicted model, not a curated record